AUGGAAACUACUUCUCAAGUCUACCUGGCCGGAAAGCCCAUCAGCCGAAAUGGCUUUGGUAUAAUGCGUCUGACAUGGCAGCUCGGGGCACUUCCUGACUCCCAGAGCUUCCCCAUUCUCAAAGCUGCUGUUGCAGCCGGCAUGAACCUCUGGAAUGGCUCCGACUUCUACGGCACCCCGGAGAACAACUCACUGCAUCUGAUCAACCGCUACCUAAAAGCCUACCCGGAGGAUGCCGAGAAAUUUGUUGUGUGCAUCAAGAGCGGACUGCUUGAUAUCCGCACCUUUGAAAUGGACUGUUCCGCAAAGGGCCUGCGUGAUUUCGUGCAAAAGGCGCUAGAUGCCGCGAAGGAUACCAUGACCAAAAUCGAUGUCUUUGGUCUGGCACGGAUUGACCCCAAUGUCCCCGUGGAAGAGAGUGUCAAGGCACUGGCUGAAUUGCGCGAGGAAGGGAAGAUAGGUGGUAUCCAGCUCACUGAGGUUCGGGCUGAGACGAUUCGACGCGCCGCAAGCGUCACAAAGAUUGAUAUGGUGGAGGCCGAGGUCAGCCUGUGGUCUACUGAUGUCUUUACCAAUGGGGUAGCUGAAGCAUGUGCCGAGCUUGGGAUUGUGCUGGUGGCACACAGUCCGCUGGGAGGGGGGAUUUUGACUGGUAAAUUCGAAACAAUUGACGAUGUGCCGGAGACAAUCAAACAUCGGCCGCGUUUCUCGCCGGAGAACUUUGAAAGCAACCUUAAUUUGGUGAAGGCAGUCAAGAAGCUGGCGGAAUCCAAGGGAUGUAGCCCGGCUCAGCUGGCACUGUCGUGGGUCAGGAGAAAGGGCAUGGAGCCCGGUAUGCCGGUCAUUGUGACGGUUGUUGGCGCACGAUCGCCCGAGACAGUGCUGGAGAAUGCGAAGGAGGUCGAUUUGACCGAGGCCGAUAUGAAGGCAAUCGAUGAUAUUCUGAAGUCGUUCCCCGUGCAGGGCGACAGGUGGCCAGCAGCAGUAGCGAAGUUUAACGAGUACUAG
This is a messenger RNA of Talaromyces atroroseus, 1008 nucleotides long. RefSeq lists its product as hypothetical. The record is from RefSeq and is a predicted model, not a curated record. The coding region runs from base 1 to 1008 and encodes 335 amino acids. The transcript is spliced from 2 exons. Lineage: Eukaryota; Fungi; Ascomycota; Eurotiomycetes; Eurotiales; Trichocomaceae. Gene Ontology annotation, cellular component: cytoplasm.